This is a messenger RNA of Amaranthus tricolor (Joseph's coat), 1549 nucleotides long. RefSeq lists its product as uncharacterized. The transcript has 3 exons. The coding region runs from base 161 to 1045 and encodes 294 amino acids. The record is from RefSeq and is a predicted model, not a curated record. Lineage: Eukaryota; Viridiplantae; Streptophyta; Magnoliopsida; Caryophyllales; Amaranthaceae.
UCACUAUCACUCAUCCUCCAUUACCUUUCAAUUUCAAUUAACCACCAAACUUCAACACAUAAACAUCCAUUUCUAUUUCCUCAAACACACGGGAAUCUUCCAUCUUCCCCUUUUUCACUUUUCUCAUCUGCCAUUGUUAGGUUUUGCAUCGUCUUCUUUAAUGGAUUUAAUCGGCGACGCACUUCGUCAAGCUUUUAUGCCCAAACACGAGUACCAAAACCUCCGAGACGAAGAUAAAGCUUGGCUUAAACUUCAACGACCGAUUUGUGUUGCAAUUGUUUGUUUUCUCUCUUUUGCAAUUGUUUUUUCUACUGCUAUUAGUUUGAAGAUUGUGUUUCCUGGUGAUUCUGGUAAUCGACCUUUUUGUUUCGAUCUUCGUCUUCAACCUUUGCCGAUUAAUGUUACUAGUGGUGGAAGUUCUGGUGAUUCGGAUUCGUUUCCUGGUGCUUUUUAUCUUACGGAUCAAGAAACUGUUGACUAUUAUUAUAUGGUCUUGUUUCUUCCUUCAUCGAUCUUGUUCUUCGUUUCUCUCGCAUAUCUUAUUGCAGGAUUUAUGGUUGCGUACUCUGCGCCACAAAGGCAUAGUUGUUUGAAGUUGGUAGAGAACAACUAUUGUGCUUCAAGAAGGGGCGGGGUACGCUGCUUAGCUAUUCUUAAUAUGGUUUUUGCCAUCAUCUUUGGUCUUCUUGCAAUUUUCUUGGGUCCAAGUCUUCUCACAUUGGGGAGUAGCUGUUCAAUGCCCUUGUUUUGGUGUUAUGAGGUUGCUGCAUGGGGGCUCGUCAUUCUAUAUGCUGCCACUGCAAUUUUACUGAGAAGGAAAGCUGCUGUUAUUUUGGAUGAGGGAAACUUCUCUGGAAGAAAUUUAGGUUUGGAGAUGUUAGAAACAAAUCCAUGGGAACUCACACCAGACGUUGAGAGACGUGUCACUGAAGGCUUUAAAACCUGGAUGGGCUCUUCCCUUUUAUCCUCUGACGAAGAAGAGGAUCUCGAAGAACAUGAAGAAAUGACCCUCAAUGGUAUUGGUCAAAACAGACAAAGACUAUAGGCGUGACGGAGUUUAACUAUUGCUUUUUUCAGAAUUUGAGUAAAGGAUCUUGGCAAUGAAUAGCAUCAGUUUGAUUAUAUGCUAAUAUACAUGGAUCGACUCUGCUGCAUAGCUUUCGGAGGCUGCCAUAAGUGUAAAAUUGAUGUGCUGAAAAUUAGGUUUCACAAGCUGCGGAGGUAUAAUUAACUUAUCAAUUUUGCCUCGUCUAUGACUUGAAUAUGUUCGACUCCAAGGUAAAUUGAUGUGCUGGAAAUCAUCGGAAAUCAUUGUCAAGAAGUCUGUACAAAGGGCAUUCACAUUGGUCCAGGAAUUUGGCUCCACUGACUCGUGAACUUUGCAUUUACCUGACUAUCUUUUGUGUGAUAAAAUUUUUGUUCUAGUUUGAGAAAGUUGUAUAUUCCUCGUAUAUUCUUAAAUACUGAUGGCUUAUAGUAAUCAAAAAGGAUGGAAAAAAUGAUCUAAUAUAUUGUUGGAUGCCCUAUUUGCGUCUGAUGUUCAGACUUG